AUGGGUCUAAAUGAUUAUUGCCUGAUAGCACUUACUCCCAUUGUGAUGAAAUGUCUUGAGAGGCUGAUGAAGGACUACAUUGUUUCCAGACUCCGUCCUUUGUUUGAUCCACUUCAGUUUGCUUUUCAGCAGAAUCGCUCUGUGGAGGAUGCAAUCUCCUCUGUUCUUCACACAAGUCUGGUACAUCUUGCGGAGAAGAAGAGUUAUGUGCGAUUACUGUUUGUAGAUUUCGGCUCAGCAUUCAAUACAAUUGUUCCCCAGCAUUUGGUGGACAAAUUGGGUUCUCUUGGCUUCAGUACUCCUCUGGGCUGCUGGAAUCCUGUCACUGGUCUCAAUGGGUCACUAACAGACAGAAGGCUGGAAAAUAACAUGCGGGGAGUAGUUCUUCGUGUAGUGACUGUGUUGGAGGAACCAUUUGUGAUGGUGUCAGAAAAUGUUUUGGGCAAACCAAAGAAAUAUCAGGGCUUCUCAAUUGAUGUCUUGGAAUCCUUAUCUACUUACCUCGGCUUCACAUAUGAAAUUUAUGUUGCACCAGAUCAGAAAUAUGGACUCCCACUGGAGAAUGGGACUUGGAAUGGACUGAUAGGAGAACUAGUAUUAAAGAGAGCUGAUAUAGGCAUUUCUGCAUUAACUAUUACACCAGACCGGGAAAAUGUAGUUGAUUUUACAACUCGCUACAUGGACUACUCAGUGGGAGUGUUGCUACAAAAGGCUGAAAAGACCAUGGAUAUGUUUGCUUGUUUGGCACCAUUUGACCUCUCCCUCUGGGCUUGCAUAGCUGGCACAGUGCUACUUGUAGGACUCUUGGUAUAUCUUCUCAACUGGCUAAAUCCUCCACGGCUUCAAAUGGGAUCAAUGACUUCAACAACACUCUACAACUCCAUGUGGUUUGUCUAUGGCUCCUUCGUGCAGCAAGGAGGAGAAGUUCCCUAUACCACACUGGCAACUCGAAUGAUGAUGGGUGCCUGGUGGCUGUUUGCCCUGAUCGUCAUCUCAUCCUACACUGCAAAUCUAGCGGCUUUUCUCACCAUCACUCGCAUUGAGAACUCCAUCCAGUCUCUUCAAGAUCUCUCCAGGCAGACAGAUAUUCCUUAUGGCACCGUUUUGGAUUCUGCAGUCUAUGAACAUGUACGGGUGAAAGGGAUGAAUCCCUUUGAGAAGAACAACAUGUAUUCCAAGUUGUGGCAAAUGAUUAACCGAAGUAAUGGGUCUGAGAAUAAUGUGCAAGAAUCCCAAAUAGGCAUUCAUAAGGUCAAAUAUGGAAAUUAUGCCUUUGUUUGGGAUGCAGCGGUUUUGGAAUAUGUUGCUCUGAAUGAUCCAGAUUGUUCCUUCUAUACUGUUGGAAAUACUAUUGCAGAUCGAGGAUAUGGAAUUGCUCUUCAACAUGGAAGCCCCUACAGAGACGUCUUCUCACAAAGGAUUCUAGAACUUCAGCAGAAUGGACACAUGGAUCUACUGAAGCAUAAGUGGUGGCCAAAGAAUGCCCAGUGUGAUCUUCACUCUUCUGUGGACCCCAAAUAUAAAGGGGGAGCCUUGGACAUAAAAAGCUUUGCAGGUGUAUUUUGCAUACUGGCAGCUGGGAUAGUUCUCUCCUGUUUAAUUGCCAUGUUGGAAACAUGGUGGAAUAAAAGAAAAGGCUCACGGGUUCCUUCAAAAGAGGAUGACAAAGAAAUUGAUCUAGAGCAUCUCCACAGACGUGUGAACAGCCUCUGCACAGAUGAUGAGAGCCCCCAUAAACAGUUUUCCACUUCAUCCAUUGACUUGACUCCCCUGGACAUUGACACUUUGCCCACGCGUCAAGCACUAGAGCAAAUCAGUGACUUCAGGAACACUCACAUCACUACCACAACCUUCAUACCAGAGCAGAUCCAGACUCUUAGUCGCACACUUUCAGCUAAAGCUGCUUCUGGAUUCUCUUUCGGCAGUGUGCCUGAACACCGGACUGGCCCUUUCAGGCACAGGGCUCCAAAUGGGGGCUUUUUCAGAAGUCCUAUCAAAACAAUGUCUUCGAUUCCAUAUCAACCAACUCCAACUUUAGGGCUUAACAUCGGUAACGAUCCAGACCGAGGCACAUCCAUAUAA
Molecule: messenger RNA, 2082 nt
Organism: Python bivittatus (Burmese python)
Lineage: Eukaryota; Metazoa; Chordata; Lepidosauria; Squamata; Pythonidae
Source: RefSeq, a predicted model, not a curated record